This is a messenger RNA of Drosophila hydei, 4513 nucleotides long. RefSeq names its product hyphally regulated cell wall protein 3 (gene CHES-1-like). Bases 520 to 4302 code for a protein of 1260 amino acids. Gene Ontology annotation, biological process: regulation of transcription by RNA polymerase II. Gene Ontology annotation, molecular function: DNA-binding transcription factor activity, RNA polymerase II-specific; RNA polymerase II cis-regulatory region sequence-specific DNA binding. The record is from RefSeq and is a predicted model, not a curated record. Lineage: Eukaryota; Metazoa; Arthropoda; Insecta; Diptera; Drosophilidae. The transcript has 6 exons.
UUCAUUUUUCGUUCCGUUGUCGCCACAGUCAGAGUUCUGUAAAUCUCAUUCAUUUUGCAUUGUGCCUUUCAGCGCUACGGACGUGCGGUGUCGAGACAACACUUAGAAAUUAAUUGAACAAUAUUUAAAUAGUAGUAAACAACAACCUUAUUGCAAUAUCAACUAAAGUUAAUGUUGAUGACUUUGAUUUUAGACAAUGCACAGACAUAAACGCUAAACAUAUUUUGCCUACUUGACUUUUUUUUUCAUUGUUUGCUUUUUGACUUUCGCCGUCUUUGGCAAACUUUUUGUGGCGCGUUCGCGUGCAGUGUUAAUUAAUUGGUCGAUACAACGUUCAAGAGGCAGAAGAACAACAAUAACAACCAAAUUCAAAAAGUGCGUAAAGAGGUUAGCAAGUGCCGCCCACAACAGAAACGAAAGAGAGCAGGAGAUAAGCAUAAGAAUCCAAGCGCCGACGGUGACGUUGCAGCGCGAGAGAGGAACAGCGAAGCUGGCUCUGACAACAACAACAAAACGAGCAUGUCAACAGAUAAUCCCACACAGCUGUUAACGACGCACGAUUUGAGCCAGUUGCGUGGGCAACUGCAGACGGCAGCAGCCGCAACGAGCGCCGCCGUGGUGGCAGCAGCAGCAGCUGCUGCACACGGCUACCACAGCGUGGCAGGCACAGCGGCCGCAGCGCCGCCAUCAAACGGACACGGACUAGGACUGGGACUGGGACUUGGACACGGACACAGCCACGGCCACGGCCACGCCCACAUGAAUUCCAACUCAAAGUACCUACUGUUGCGGCCCAAUGGCGGCAGCUUCACGGCAUAUGAGAAUGCCACGCAGGCGGGCAACGCGUCGUCGGCAGCGGCAGCAGCCGCUGGCAAUAUAGUGGUGCUUGCCACAGAGCAAUUGGAGCUUAGUGCGGCGGAUGCUUUGACCGCGUCAGGCGCAGCUGCUGAUGAUGAUGAGCUGCGUCCCUUGUCCUGGCUGAAUGAGAGCAAUCUGAUCAAAGGCAUUGUGACCACAACAACAACGUCUGCUGCCGCAGCAGCAGCAGUGAAACGCGGUGGUGUUGCAGUGGCGCUCAAAUCGUCGCCAACAACAACGGCCACAGCGACAACAACCACAACAGCCGGAGCAGCAGCUGCAGCAACAGCAGCAUCAGCUGCAGCAGCCACACCAGAGCCUUACAACAUUUGCCUAGUGAACGAUAUAAUCGAGGAACUGUCACACAGCGAUGCCAACGAACAGCAUCAGCUGUCGCAGUCACCCGCCGUCUAUAGGACCACAACGGUGCACAAGGGACCCAGCGGCACAACCACCGUGGUGGAGUACAAAGCAGCCAGCAGCAAACCGAAUGCCACAGCAGCGGGUGCAACAGUCGCUGGUGCCUUUAUGCCGCGUGUUGCCGGCAACACUUUCAUGCCCGCAACAACAGCAACUGACAAACAGCAGCAGCAGCAGCAGUCGCAAAUCUUUGUCAGCAGCAAUGGUACGAAUGGAACAGCUAGCUAUAAAUCCACUGGGAAUACCACAACGCAUCAUCCGCACAAGAAAUAUCUGCGCGAAAAGAUGAACGUGCAUGUGGAUCACAGCAACAACAACAUCACCAACAACAAUAACAACAGCAGCAGCAGCAGCAGCAGCAACAACAACACCAGUAGCACCACCGUCGCCAACAACAAUAUCAGCCAUGUGGUGGCUUCAACCGUUACCGUGGUCAGCUCGCCCGCCUCCUCAAACAAUUCGACGCUCAGCUCAUGCUCCGCCUCGGGCUCCUCGACGGCGGCCGUCAAUGGGGGCAACAGUCCAGUGCCGAAAUCGAACAGCUUCAAUGCAGUAUUCGAUGCCGUCAACUACUCAACGCCCAAUAGCAGCAGCAGCAGCAGCAACACCACCGCCACAGCCUCCGCCACCACCACCAACAGCAGCAGCAGCAACAGCAACAGCAACAACACCAGCGAACAACACACAACGCCACAAUCGGUGGUUAGCACCACAACGUUGCCACCUGGCUACAGUUUUGUUACCGCUCCACAUGUUAUGUCACAACAGCCCGCCAAUAUUUCCUCACCGGAGACGCCGCCAGGUGCGGCUCUUUUGCCACCUGUCACCUACUACAGUGCGGUGCAGCCGCGAACCGGUGUGCUGCAGUUGUCGGUGACGCCGCCGCCGCCGUCCAUGACGCCUACGGCGGUGCACAAUGGUUCUGGUUCCGGUUCCGGUUCCGGCUCCGUUUCGACUGGUUCCGCUUCCGGCAUUGCCAAUCUGCGCAGCCCCAACAGCUAUGCCAGCUACGACAACGAGGACUCGCUCAAGGAGUUCGACAUUGGCCUGGGCAAUGGGGCACGCAUGCACACGAGCACGCCUCAAUAUCAAUCAAUGUCCAAAGCCAACGGUAACAAUAACAACAACAACAAUAACAGCAGCAGCAACAACAACAACAACAAUUCAGCUACAUACGGCAGCUCCGGCCCUGGCAACAACAACAACAAUAACAACAACAACAGCAGCAGCAACAACAGCAGCAGCACGCCCCAAAAGCAAAAGCAUCCCAACAAUGUGCCAUAUGAUCCAUACGUGCAUACAAACAAUAAGCCGCCAUAUAGCUUUAGUUCCUUGAUCUUCAUGGCCAUUGAGGACUCGAAUGAGAAGGCGUUGCCUGUUAAGGAGAUUUACGCGUGGAUCGUGCAGCAUUUUCCCUACUUCAAGUCAGCGCCCAAUGGCUGGAAGAACAGCGUGCGGCACAAUCUGUCGCUGAACAAGAGUUUCGUCAAGGUGGAGAAGGCGCCCAACAUGGGAAAAGGCUCGCUGUGGCGCGUUGAGCCGCAGCAGCGACCAAAUCUGAUGCAGGCUCUCAACCGUUCGCCCUACUUCCCCAACUCGGCCGUUGACAAGAUAAGUCCGAUGCUUAAGAGCCCCAAUGGCCAUGCUGGUGGCGUUGCUGGCGGCGCUGGCAGCAUUGCUGGCUACGAUAGCUUGGAUGGUACUGCUCAUGUUUCAGUGGCGUCUACAACGCCCGCCAAGGGCAUUGGCGGCUUGGCCAAUGGCAAUGGCAGCGGCAGCGGCAGCCAGGCUGCCACGUCCAAUGGCAGCACAGGACCGGCGCCUGCUGGCGGCAAUCAUCCCCGCUUCGAUCCGAAGCUAUUUCCUAAUCUGUCCAAGGCAUUUCGCAAUAUCGAGGAGCCGCACUACAUGGGCGAUGCUGUGGACGAGGAGCUGUCGGUGGACUAUGCAUCUAACAACAACAACAACAAUAAGUACAACUAUGCGAAUGGAUCUGGUAAUGUUGUAGUAGCAGCACCAGCUGGACCUGGAGCUGGUGCUGGCUCUGUUGCCAUUAGUGCCGUAAAUUUCGAGCGGUUGGCCCGUGACUGCGGCGCCGAUAGCAUCGAUGAUGUCCAUGCGGCUGCGGCGAUGCUUUUCCUUAAGCAUGGCUCAAAAGCCUUCCUUGAUAGCUUUCACAACGGUGCUCCAGUGAUAACCAGUUCUCCUAGCGAGGAUCACACCUAUUCGGCUGGCGGCAAUAGCAAUGCAGACAGUGGGGCUUCGACACCUCUGAUCAAUGGCAACGGCAAUGGCCAAAAUGUACAGCAGACACAACAGAGUGUUGGCCAUGGCGGCGACAGCAAUUGUGCCAGCUCCGAUGCGGCCUACGACAGCAGCGAGGAGAAUCAUAAUAUCACGCCCGAGGAGCUGGCCGAUCAGCAGCGACAUCGCGAUGGUGUUGAUGCUCUGCUCUCCCUUUCGCGCUCCUCAAUUGUGGAGUGCGGCUCGUCGACGACCACGACCCACUAUCAUAGCAAUGGCAGCAGUGGCAGCAGCCACGGCUCGCCGCACAAACGUGCCUCCAGUCGCAGCAUCGAGGAGGAGAAAUGGCAGCACCUCGAGCUGCAAUAUCAGCAUCAGCAGCAGCCGCAGAACACCGGCGUCUAUACAAAUGGCAGCGGCAGUAAAAUGGCAUUACUCAGCAGCGCUGCUGCCAAUGUAGCUGCUGCCGGGGCGUCUGCUCAGCAGCAGCAACAACAGCAGCAGCAGCAACAGCAACAGCUGCAGCAGCAACAGCAGCAGCAAAGGCCGCUCUACGAUGAGCCAUACAAUGCAAACGUUGCGACGGGCAACAAUGCGUCCAACUUGUAUUUGUCCAGUAUAAGCUGUCUGCCAAAUGGUGGAGGUGCCGUCUCUGGUAAUGGGCAAUCCAUGCUGUCGCUAAGCGCUGCUAUGGUAAAUUCCGCGCCAGCCAAGAGCAAAGGAAAGCCUCUGCGUGGAGUGCGUACCAAAAUCAAGCGAAAAGCCAAUUGGAUGCGGUGAAUAUGGCGCAAAGCUGGCGGCCGACUGUAGAGAGAUCUAUAUCGCUAUGUUUUCUCUCUGUCUGCUGAACUGGCACACAACAAAAACACACACACUAGUUUCCUCACCAUGCUGCUCGCACCAUUUGUUGUCUCUUUCUAAAGCGAUUUCUGUACAAUGCGUAGCAUUUAGUCAAAUGUUUUGGUUUUAAUCCAAUUUCAAUUUUAAUAUU